Molecule: messenger RNA, 2257 nt
Organism: Harpia harpyja (harpy eagle)
Lineage: Eukaryota; Metazoa; Chordata; Aves; Accipitriformes; Accipitridae
Gene: SNPH
Product: syntaphilin
Exons: 5
Coding region: 409-1935 (508 amino acids)
Biological process (GO): neuron differentiation
Cellular component (GO): cytoplasmic microtubule; mitochondrion
Source: RefSeq, a predicted model, not a curated record
CCCGCAUCGCCCCGCAUUACACACAUCGAACCUGCACCACAAGCACCGGACCCGUAUCGCGUCCACUGGACCCGCAUGGCACGCCUCGGGCAUACAUCACGCUCGCCAGACCUGCAGAGCACUCGCCGGACCCUCCCUGCACGCACCAGGCCCGCAUCACAUGCACCAGACCCUCCCUGCAUGCACCAGACCCACAUCUGCUCUGUACGGCAUCCAGACGUGUCUCCCGGCACCAUGGGGCGUUGCAGGAGCCGGAGCCGCUCUGCAAUUGAGAUUUUAUUAUUUAAUGGCUUAAUGCUCCAUCUCCGAAGGGAUACAGAAAAUACAUGAGCUGAUUGAUGAGCCGGGUGCUCCUUUUCUCUCCUCCCCGCAAGUUCACCAGCGCCCAGGACCUGCAGCACUGCAGCAAUGUCUCUGCCGGGGAGCAGACGCUCGUCCACCGGAUCGCGCAGUCGUGGGGUUUAUGGACGGAGUGGCUUUGCCUCCUUCUUUAAGUCUUCAGCGCCCUCAGCCACUCGGCCUGAGACACAGCCUCUUCUCCCUGCCUCCAGGCGCCCCUCGCCCCCCGGGAGGGACACCUACGGCACCUCCUCGCUGAGCAGCAGCAGCAAUUCUGGCUCCUGCAAGGGCAGCGACAGCAGCCCCACCCCAAGGCGCUCGGCCAAGUACAACCUCUGCAGCGACAACCAUGGGAUAAAGCCGCCGACGCCGGAACAGUACCUGACGCCCCUGCAGCAGAAGGAGGUCUGCAUCAGGCACCUGAAAGCUCGCCUGAAGGACACGCAGGAGCGGCUGCAGGACAGGGACGCCGAGAUCGAGGACCUGAAGACGCAGCUGUCGCGGAUGCAGGAGGACUGGAUCGAGGAGGAGUGCCAUCGCGUGGAGGCCCAGCUGGCGCUGAAGGAAGCCCGCAAGGAGAUCAAGCAGCUGAAGCAGGUCAUUGACACGGUGAAGAACAACCUGCUGGAGAAGGACAAGGGGCUCCAGAAGUAUUUCGUGGACAUCAACAUCCAGAACAAGAAGCUGGAGACGCUGCUGCACAGCAUGGAGGUGGCGCAGAACGGGGCGCUGAAGGAGGAGGGGGCCGGCGAGUCGGCCGGGGGGUCCCCGGCCCGAUCCCUCACCCGCAGCUCCACCUACACCAAGCUGAGCGACCAGGGGGCCGGAGACCGCAACGUGGGGGGCUCGCAGACCAUCUCGCUGGACGAGGGGGCCGACAGCGGCUUUGCGGGGGCGGAGGAUGCUCCCGGCCACACGGACCCGCUGGAGGUGGGGGGCGAGCCCGGCGGCCGCCUGCCCCCCAGUUCCACCUACGAGAAGCUGCUGGGGCUGCGGGGCGGCGUGGAGGCUGGGGUGCAGGCCAGCUGCAUGCAGGAGCGGGCCAUCCAGACGGACUUCGUGCCCUGCCAGCCCGACCUGGACACCAUCCUGGAGAAGGUGAUGAAGUCCCAGGCUUGCAGCUUAGGCAGCCCCACGUCAGCCUGGGUCUCCGAAAUGGAAGACGUGAUGCCUGGCCCCGAGCUCUCCAACCCCGCUGGGACCAUGGACCUGCCGGCAGCCGAGCCCGCCGCCGCCGUGCCGGGUGCCGGGGCCGAGGGGGGUACCCCCUGCAACCCGGCGGUGCGGCAGCCCCCCGGCGCCAGCCCCUCCGUGGCCAUCGCCUGCGUGGCGGAGGAGGAGAUGACGGAGGUGACCGGCUGCGAGGCCGCCCCUUCCAAGAGCUACUGGAGCCGCCAUUUCAUCGUGGAUCUGUUGGCGGUGGUGGUGCCAGCGGUACCCACGGUGGCCUGGCUGUGCCGCUCGCAGCGCCGGCAGGGCCAGCCCAUCUACAACAUCAGCUCGCUGCUGCGGGGCUGCUGCACCGUGGCCCUCCACUCCAUCCGCAGGAUGGGCUGUCGCCCCGUCGCCAACCCCGGGGGCAGCGCCCAGCCCUGACCCCCCCGCACCCCGACACCCCACGCCCGCCCCCACGGACCCGACCACUGAUUGUAAAGCCCCCUGCCAUGUCCCCGCUCUCCCCGGGGUCCUUCAUUGGCUCUGGCUCGUUAUGCAGCCCUGGGGGGGGUGGGAAAGGGCCGGGGGGGUUCUGUGGGUGCAUUGGGGUGUGCUGGCCCCCCCCCCCCCCAGCUCCUUUGUCCUGGAGGAGGGAAAGGACCGUUGCUGGAAGAGAGGUGCCAAGCGGCGAUGCCCACAUGUGGCACCGAGCAUCGUGCUGCAGCUCCCUGCCCGACGGACACCACGGUGCCUCCAGCUGCAG